AAACCGUUUUGUAUUGGCCUCUGCCUCAUAAUGCCGCAAACCCGUGGCGUCAACCCCGCCAAGAACUCAUCGACGUUCAUGCCGAAUGUUUCAACGCCGACAGCCCCCGGUGGCUUCCAAACGCUUACAUGCUAUUGUAGCUGCAAUAUUGAAGCAUCUCUAGCACCGGCAAUGCCAGCAGAGGUCGCGAUUUCGAACAGGCGUUGGACAAGCUGGCGUUGCCCUCUUGGCGCGCUCUUGUUCUGCUUUACAAGCUUUGGAGCUUCGAAACGUCGCCCAGGUGAGAGUCGGGGGCGUCGCGUGCGGCAGGCAGGGAAACCCGCGUUCAAACAUGCCAGGGCUUUCGCCUUUCGGGUGUCCGGUGCCAGUUAGCCCGGUUCGCCUCAUUGUUCAUCAUCCAGCCACUGCAUGAAGUGGAAAGCAACUGCUUUCGUGCAUAACAGUGUGCAAAAGUCGCAUAUAAAAGUAUUGUCAAGAAGGCCCCUUCCGCCUUGGGCACGCACGGGGUGGGCUCUUCUAACUGACAGGCCCGUAGGCUCCGGCCUGCUCCGGGGCUUACCACUAAGCCAGGCUGGCGCAGCAUUCGCAACUUUGCAUGCACUGCGCGGGAGCCCUGGGAGGGCGGGGCGCCAACCCAGGCGGCGUGAAAUAGCGUGCAUGAAUGAGGGUGGUGGGGGAAGCCCGUGGGGUACCGUUCAAACGCACACCUCGGCCGGGUCUCCCGAGUCUUGCGGCGGGCUUUAUAAGAGCAUACAGGAGCUGCAUCACGACCUGUCAAAGCACGGCAGCCGGUUGUGUACACAAAGUUUGGUGCUGACGUCAUCCGCUGAGAUCUAGCAGCUAUCCGGCUGCAGCGGUCGUGCCCGAGUGGUUAAGGGGACUGACUAGAAAUCAGUUGGGAUCUCCCGCAUAGGUUCGAAUCCUGUCGACCGCGCAAAUUGCGCAAUUUUGUCCGUGCAGCAGUGUUUUGGGCUUCGAAAGGGGCACGGUGCGUGUGGUAUUCGUGGCCGGGACUUGAGGUGGGGUGGGAGUGCAUUGUCCGUGCAGCAGUGUUUUGGGCUUCGAAAGGGGCACGGUGCGUGUGGUAUUCGUGGCCGGGACUUGGGGUGGGGUGGGAGUGCAAGACGGCGCGGACCCAGGAGGCGGGGGGUGGGGCGGACACCAGCGGGGGUGGGGCGGGCAGCAGGAUGGCGGACUCGGGCCGCGCGGAGGCAUGCGGCCGUCCAGCCGUCCAGGGGCUCGGCCUCGGCAGCCUCGGGGCGUCCAUCAGGAGGGACAGGGUAGGGACUCGUAUGGGCGUAUGGCCCAGGGACGGGGUGCUUUCCACCAAGACGGCCGGCCGUUCUAAAGAGCGGAGGGGUUGGUGUGCCCCGAGCCCAAUCUCUGGGUUUGAAUUCUCGACGUGGGUGAAUGUUCCGAUCAUCUGAGUGGACUUUAGAGUGCUCGACUCUGGCAAAGCGACAGUCGGUUGCAUUUGGUCACUGACUGCGCUGGCGCCUAUCCUGGCAUCCAUGCCCAUGCGAUGUACCUGGCGCAGUCAGCCCCCCCGCAUCCAGCUGACUGGCAUGCUGCACAGCAUACCGGUAUGGUUCAUUGGGGCGGCUGUCUCUAGAGGGUUCGCAUGUCCGACCGUGCGUGGCAACAGCGGAGAUGCUUGCUGCCUUGCGAGGGAGCUGGCUGGGACAGUUUGGGGCGUCACAGACCGCGGGCCGGCUUGGAGCCUAGGCAGUGCAGUGCACUGGAGGCGGCAGUUGAUGGGCUAUGAUUCCGCCUUUCAGGCGUACCGUAUGCCUACGUACCGCGUCACACCCACCUGUGCCGACUGCCCAACCCCUUAGCCUCGUGCUUCCUCACUGCCAUCCCGUGCUGUGCGGGUGCAAGCUUCACCUCGUCGCACUUGUCGCCCUCGUGUUGCGCGGUGGGCAUGAAGGCUCCCUCCGCAUGUGAAUGCCCCAGUCGGCCAAACGCCACACUUGGGCGGUUCUCACCGCCACGCAUACACCAGGCGGCAGAAACAAACUGUUGACGUUCGACCUAUCUACAGAGGUAGCAAUCGUUAAUGGCAUGCUGGAAAUUGCGUCAUCCGCCAUAUUGCUGAGCACUGGGCGGAGAGCGAGGCACAGGAAAGGCAGCAGCGCCGUGGAGGGGACUGGCGGCAUCUGCUGUGGCCUGGGGCAUGCGGCGCGCAUGCCGCAGGUAGGUAGGCCGGGACUGCUAUACGGUACGUCUCCGGGGACGAAUGAGCAGGAGAGGGCACAUCUAGAUACCACAGGGCGUGUUCAGCAGGAGAGCUGCGUAGAACACCCACAGCAUGGCAGCAGCGGACACACAGAGAAGCCGGCAGGAGAAGAGCAUUCGCUACCGGCCCGUGCUUGGGUUCUUUGGAUCGCUGUACUCGUUACUGAGCCCUGUCCCACCUUUCGUAUCCGCGUGUCACGAGGCGGCCUGUUCCCGCCGCCUUUCAUGGAGGAGCUGUCCAUGGCAGUGGAUGUGCGAUAAGGCGGCGAGAAGAAGGAGAAGGGGGAGUAGUACUGGGUGGCGCUGUUGUUGUUAACGGUUGCUGGUGUGCAUAGAGGUGGUGCAUGGGAAUACGGUACGGUAAUUGGUUGUGCGGUGCGUGUUGUGUCGUGUAUGAGGGUUUACUGACAUGCAAAGGAAACAAGUGGCGGAUACAGUUGAGUCCCGAGGAACAGAUUGCACCCAGCGCCCCAGCCCAGGCAUCGGCCCGCGCCAGAGAAUGCCCGGCCCCCUUGAUAUUACCAGUACCGCGCGUGAGGCUGCGGCAGAGUUGCUGUUGGGCGAUUGGGCUUGCGCCGUACCCUGUGCUUGGGGGCUCGUUUGCCCAUGGUCUUCAGCGUGCGUGACACCCGAGGCGUCAGCGCGCGGAUCAUUCCGUACACACACAUGCUAGGCUACUCAAGUUGAUGCUCCAUGUUGCUCCCUGCGAAAGUAGCGGUGUGGGGCCGUUUCCGGGGUCCAACUGACUUCAGUGCUCGUACCUUCCAUCUACGCUGUAGAAAUUUGCCCCAAAUCCGCCGAAGGCGCAGAAAUUUUUUGGGGUUUGGGGCCGCGCAUCUACGGAGUGUAGACGUUUUGGGCAGAUUUGGCGGUAUCUUACACAGGGAGCGUAGAUGUUGUGAGGGUUGUGCCCCUAGGGAAAAUUUUCUGGGCGUAGAUGGCGCGGGAGGGGUCAUCUACGCUGUGCAGACGCCGGGGGCCGAAAGCCAUCUACAAGAUACCAGCACUGACUGACUUGACUGUAACAUGACUUGACA
Chlamydomonas reinhardtii is the source of this 3275-nucleotide messenger RNA. RefSeq lists its product as uncharacterized. Bases 658 to 837 code for a protein of 59 amino acids. The transcript has a single exon. The record is from RefSeq and is a predicted model, not a curated record. NCBI's taxonomy places the organism in Eukaryota, Viridiplantae, Chlorophyta, Chlorophyceae, Chlamydomonadales, Chlamydomonadaceae.